Messenger RNA from Populus nigra (black poplar), 2403 nucleotides. RefSeq lists its product as uncharacterized. The transcript has 5 exons. The record is from RefSeq and is a predicted model, not a curated record. Bases 76 to 2235 code for a protein of 719 amino acids. Lineage: Eukaryota; Viridiplantae; Streptophyta; Magnoliopsida; Malpighiales; Salicaceae.
CUCUCUCGAUAGCAGCCAGCCGCACACAGCAAAAGAAAAAACAUCUUGUUUUUCAUUUUCAUUAUCAAUUCAAAGAUGGAUUUCCACAGUCUUUCAAGGAAAGAUCUCCAAGCUCUCUGCAAGAAGAACAAGAUCCCUGCUAACAUGACCAAUAUCUCCAUGGCCGAUGCCCUCAAAGUUCUUGACAAGGUGGAAGGACUUGACGAGUUCACCAAUGCGCCGCCCAAAUCCGAUUCACAGCAAUCCCCGGAGAAAGCUGGAUCAAAUGAAAUUCUUCAAACUUCUUGUAGAACCUCGACUCGGAGCAAGCCUCUUCGCAUCGAGCCUGAAAGCUCACAAAAACCCUUGACUCGCACUCCUGGCACAACAAGAAGAAGGGUUAUUGGGGGGAAUGGUGAUCAAGAGAACAAAAAUGCAAAUCAUCCAGAGACUCCAGCAAGCCGCAACAGGACUUCAGCAACUUCUGCUCGGCGGAAAAUGGUGGAAAUUGCUGAGGACCAACAGAAAAACAAUGUACCAAAGACACCAGCAGCAAAUAGUUGCCGGAGAAUGACUCCAGCUGUUUCGGCUAGGAGGAAAGUAGAGGCCCAGAAGGAAGAAGUAUCAGUUCAGAGGGUAUACAGCACGAGGCAAUCAUUAAGAUUGUUGGAGAAGAGCAUGGGAGGGAUGAGCUUAAAGGAGAAAGGGAGUGUCGGGCCAUUGAAGAUGGAUGAAUUGUGCAAGGAGAUUGAUGAUGUUGAAAUGAAGGAAGAGUCUGGAUCUGAUUUGCUGACAGUGCCCGAGAAGAGUUCAGAGAAAACCAUUGAUACAGAAGCGAUUUCGUGCCAAAAUCUAGAUCAUUCACUGGAGGAUAAAAGGGAAAUCAAGCAUGAACUUCAAGAGGAGAGCAACACUGAUGUCUGUGAAGUUGAAGAUUGCAAUGCAAAACAGGAAAUAGGUUCUCAGAAUUGUGAUAAUUCUGAAGUUAUUUUAUUAGACAAUGAAAGUGAAAUGACCAACGAACUUGAAGAGGAUAACAAGAAUAAUGACUGUGAUAUGGAUCACUGCUAUCCAAAAUUGGAAGGCUUAUAUGAACGAGAUGAAGACAUGAAUGAGAGUUCCGAGAAAUCAAAUCCUAUUCUAGUUGAAAGAUCAGAUAAGGCAGUACCGAUCAACCAGGAACCAAUCUACGAGAAGGGCACUGUGAAGUCUGGAUUUAUGGUGUCAGAUUCACCAACUCUCGAAGUAUCUGAAUUUGUGGAUAAAAAUUCUGAAAUGAUUUCAAAAGAAGAUAAGCAGCACCAUGACAAUGAUGAUCUCCUGUCAAACUUUGCAAUUGAGGGAGAGUCUGAUAGCAAUCAAUCAGAUGAAGCUAAUGAAAAUGGUAAAGUAGAAAUAGUUCCUGAAGAUGCUAGCAAUCAGAAGUCAGAAAGCAGACAUGAAACUGAAAGUUGCCAUUCAGUAAACGGGUCUUCUUCAACUAGUAAGUUUCCUGAUCAUUUUGUCACUAGUAAUCUUGUGGCACCCUUCGAGGAUAUCUCGUUUAAGUGCGAGAGUGAAGCACUUGUUGAAAUCCAUGUGGUGGAAGCUGAAGAAAUUGACAUGAAAACCCAUGAAUGGCACGCAUCUUCUUGUGUUUCAAAUGAGACUCCAGGAUAUGUAAAUCAAAUGGCUUCUUCCUGCACUAUGGCAUCUGACAAUGAUUCAGGUAAAAUCCUAUUGCACAAGGCGCACGAUCAUAGCAGUGCAGAGAAUUUGGUUGAUAUUACUGUAAUGUCACAAGAAGAAUUCGCCAUGGCUCCAGCUCCAGCAUUGGACAAGACUCCAUCUUCCCCCUGUCAACCCCUGGUUGCUGGUGCAAUCACAGGUCAAACAGGCUCAUCUGCACCCUUUGCAGAUGACACUCUUCAGGGUCAGUUUCCUCGUCCGACUGAAUUAAUUUCAAAGAAAUCUUCAACUAAGAAACAGCCAACAAGUUGGAAAAUGAUCGAUGCCAUCAACAAGGAGAACAUUGACGACGGUGGCAAAAAAGCGGAGCCUCAUAAAGAAAAAGAAAAUAACAAGGUCAUUGGUGAGAAGAUAUUGGAUGAAUUCAGUCUAAGGCAGCUGAGAAAGAUGAUGAAAGAAAAACUACAGAUAGCCAACAACAAGAACAGUGAAGAAGAUAAUGACACAAAGCAGGUGGGAAAGACAAGAUUGGCCUUGCAGACACUGGCUGAUGAGAAUCGCAGGCAUGGUGCUGAAGAACUGAAGUGACACCUUCUGGCCUUUUUGUCUCGGAAUUUUGAGCGAAAUGAAAUAUUUCUGUCGAAUUUGAACUUUAAUCCAGUCUUUUUUUUUCCGGUCCUGUUAUAGGCUGGCUUACCGCAACAUUUUGUUGAAUGGCAAAUUUUAAUAAAAGACGUCUGUCUGCAAGUUUUUUUA